Messenger RNA from Henningerozyma blattae CBS 6284, 1161 nucleotides. RefSeq names its product Spp1p (gene SPP1). Bases 1 to 1161 code for a protein of 386 amino acids. Lineage: Eukaryota; Fungi; Ascomycota; Saccharomycetes; Saccharomycetales; Saccharomycetaceae. The transcript has a single exon. Gene Ontology annotation, biological process: positive regulation of DNA-templated transcription. Gene Ontology annotation, cellular component: Set1C/COMPASS complex. The record is from RefSeq and is a predicted model, not a curated record.
AUGAGCCACAUUCAAACUCAGACAAAUUGCAUAGAGAAUAUUCCAUUACCUUCGUGGUGUCCUGCCUUUUCAGAUAAAAAGAUAGAUUCGAAAACUAAUGAAGAAUUAUUUUGUAUUUGCAAAAAGCCUGAUUCUGGAGAAUUAAUGGUAGGCUGUGAUGGUUGUUAUGAUUGGUAUCAUUUUAAAUGUGUUCACAUCCCUGAAAAAUUCCAACAUCUUAUUUUUAAAUAUUAUUGUCCUUAUUGUCAAGCUGGUAUUACAAAGGCUUCCAAAAACAAAUCUCAUAAUCUCAAUGAUAAGAAUUUUUCGACAGCACUUUGUACACAAUGGAAAAGAAAAUGUAGAUUGCCUAAUUGUUACGAGCCAUGCUUAGAGAAGAGUAAGUAUUGUUCUAAGCAACAUGGUAUGUUAUUCAUGCAAACAGUAAUGGAUAAAACUACCACUAAUGAAGAAAUUGUUACAGCAAUGACUUCAAGAAAAACAGUAUCAGAAUUUCAAAAUUUUGGUGAAGAUGGAUUUAUAAAGAGAGACAUAUCUAAGGAUAUUGAUAUCACUCUCUAUAAUGAGUUAAUAUCGAACGAUAAUCUAUUAAAGGAUUUGAAUGCAAUUAUUAAUGAUACGCAACUAAAAUUACCAGAUUUAAAUCAAAAGUUAGCUAAAUUACAGAGCUAUAUUGACUGGAUUAAUCAAGUGAGAUUGUAUUUACAGUCUUCUGAUAAUGAAACGGUCAAUACUGUAGACCCACAACAAGCAUCGACAUCACAAAUAAAUACUAAGAAGAGGAAAAAUAAUAAACGUAGUGGAAGCAAAAAUUCAAAACACAAGAAAUCAACAAAUAUAUGUGGAUACUGUCAAGAAUGUAUAGAGAAUGGUACUACACUUUCGGUAGAAGAUUUUUCCAAUAAAUAUAAGACUGUCAUGGAGAAUAACGCGAAUAGUACAGAACCCCAAACUUUGAUUGACGGAAUUUGCAUUAAACCCAGGUGCAUACGACAUCAAGACUGGGUUAGUAUGGAAUUUGAUAGAUAUAAUUACCAAAUAGAAUCACUAGAGCAUAAUAUUGAAAGAACUAAACUUUUAAUAGAUACUAGGAAAGAAUGUUUAAAUAUUCAAUUUUUUGAGCAACUUAAGCAAAAACAACUAGAGCAGAAGGUCAUAUGA